GUCUUGUUCAAACUGACAAAGGAAGGAAAGAAUUAAAAGAAGAAAAAUAUUGACAACUAAAGUAGAAAGGAAUAUAGCUUUUUAAUAAGCCAUGGCUUUUGUGGAGGCUGUGUUACCCCCAGCUGGUAUCCUGGGGGGAUUUAACAACUUCCAGGAUAUACAAUCUGAAAGUUUCCAGUGGUGGAAGACAGAAGACUGCCCUGAAACUCCAUCUCUGGAGUUCUUGGAGUCGAACCAACCUGAGGGGAUCCAGCAAGUCAAGCAGGAGCAUGAGGAAGCCCAUUGGGAUCUUGACUUUCUCAUAAGAAAUUUUUCUACCUCUGGGCAAAAUGCCGAUCUUGCUCGAGUUGACCAAGAGGACCAGAGCUUGAUGUCUGCUGUCUCUCAGACAGUGUCAAUCGAGGAGGAAGUCAGAGAAAAGCUCCCAGGAAGCCUCAAGGUUCCAGAAGUUUCUGGUCCCUCAAGCUCAGAAGUCCAGUUCUUGCUAAAAGAGAACUCUGUGAACUGUACCCCGGUUCUACCCGCUUAUUUCCAGGAUAUAAUAGAGCCCAAUAAGGGUCUAGUAUUUUCCAACAAUCAGUUGCCACACUUCGCCCAGGGAGAUUCUAUGGCUCUUGCCGCAGCAGGGCAACAGCCCAGGGAGCCCAGACAAAGAUGUCAUGGGCAAUAUUAUCAUUUAACCUGUGAAGCCCAUGUACAGCCAAGUCCUUACUUGCUAGGCAAACAUGCUUCUUACAAUCAGCUUCCACCAACUGCAGUGGCUUCCCAGCUGCCACACUGCAGUCUGCUGAAUGGUUACCAUCCUUUCUCCCAUAGUCCAUAUCAAGCCCGAGUUCAAAUGUACCAGGCAGAUCCUGUUCUCCAUGCUCUGCCACUCCUUGGUUUCAGGAAACCACCUUCACCCAUUAGAGAAGCUAUAGCCAAGCCAAGGAAGGGACACAAACAAUGGCCCCACAAGCGGCCUGCUAGUCACAUCUGCAGUCAUCCCAGUUGUGGGAAGACAUAUACCAAGAGUUCCCAUCUCAAGGCUCAUCUUCGCACACAUACAGGAGAGAAACCAUAUCACUGCACUUGGGAAGGAUGUGGUUGGAAAUUUGCCCGUUCAGAUGAGCUGACUCGCCAUUAUCGUAAACACACAGGACAGCGUCCAUUCAAGUGUCACCUCUGUCAGCGUGCUUUCUCCCGUUCGGAUCACCUCUCUCUGCAUUUGAAGAGACAUGUGUGACAAAUAUAAACAUUUUGGACUGCAAUGGAUGUUCUAACUCACAAGGGAACCUCAUAGUGGGAUGGUGAUUAUGGGGUGAGGGUGUUAUCUCUCUGCAUGUUUCCAUUGCCUACAAAGAAGGCACACCUGCCUCUGCCCCUGGUAGUAUUAGUCAAGAGAAUGUAAUGGAGACUAGUUACCCGGUUGGGCUCCCAGACUGAAGGAUUUUGGAAUCUCAGCUGUGUUAUUCUAUCACUACUAAAAACUCAUUUAUAUGAUAACCAUAUUUUGAAACCUAAAUUGGGCAAUUUUUCUUUCUACUAAAUAGCAUUCCAGACCACAAAGAUAUUGUCAUCUAGGAUAUAAGAACCAUUUGUAUUUCAUUGUCCUUGCAGUAAGAAGAAAUCAUCUUUUCCAUAGUCUGAAACAUUCCUGAAGGUAUGAUCCACUUCGCUUUAAUGCCAGAGAUACGAGGAAGGGAUCUAAGGCAGCAGUGGAGCCAAAGCAAUUGGUCUAGUGCAUUCUUGGAUAUAUUUUCUGAAUAAAUGAAAUUGGGAUUAGGGCUAAGGUCUAUAGCUAGCAGUAUUACAACAAAUGCAUUGAAGUUUCCAUCAUUGGCAGAUCCUGGAAAUGAGUUUUAUCUUUAUUUUCUAUUAGGAUCAAAUGUUGAAGGAGCUGAUGGAAUAGUCCUUUCCCCUGGGCUAAAAAAUAAGGGUACAAAGGAGUUCCUUUAUUAUAUCUGGCAAUUUCAUAAGUGAAAAAUGGGCACAUCUGCAUAUAUCAAAUUGUUAUUCCUUUUUUAUUAUGUUUUUGUAUCUGUCAAAGUGAACAACUAUGAUGCAAAGGAGAACACAGCUCAUUUUAACAGUUGUGUGCUGAAGAGUGAAUGCAAAUUAGACCAGCUGAAAGGCUAUUAAAAGGCCACCACUCAAUGUCAAAUGAGCCUUGGUUCUGUUACUUUAAUUGUGAGUUCACAAUGCUAAGUCAAAAUAUGAGUUGCAUAUUUCUGGCAUAAUAUUAUGCCACCCAGUAGCUGUGACUUCCAUGGCUCAUGGCUUAGUAUAUUAUGUAUUCAAUAAAUCAUGCAUAAUAAACCAUUCUCAUUGGCUCAAGGUUGACUCAGCCUUCCAUCCUUUUGAGGUUGGUAAAAUGGGGACCUGGAUUGUUGUGGGCAAUAUGUUGACUCUGUAAACCGCUUAAAAAGGGCUCUAAAGCAUUGUCUAAGUACUAUUGCUAUUGCCUGUUGUGUUACAUGAAUCCAGCCAAUGUUCAGCUGAUAUGGCGUGAGAAGCAAGACACAUUUGGGAAAUUGCUAUGCAGAAGGUCUCAGCUGUUAUCUGAAUGCUGGGAUGUAGCUCCAAGAUGACUGAUAAUCAUCUGUAAACUUGGCAUUUUGAGAAGGAACAAAACUUAUAGCUGUUCUGAGCUGCCACAGGUCUACGGCAACAAAGUCUUAUUCUUCACAUCAAAAGAAAAGCUGCAGUCUUUUUUUUUUUUAAAAAAAAGAAGGAACAGGUUUUCCUAUGAGUUUGAAGAAGCUGUAGCUGAGCCAAUACUUCAGAGUCACUGGUUUCCUCAACAACAAUAAUCACCACUGAAAGAUUACUUUUGGACACCUCCAAAUACUGGCUCAUCUUGCCUCUCUUACCCUCCACAGUGGUUAUGAGCAUCAAUAGUCUCACUCUUGGGAGGACCCCUGGUCAGUGAGAUAGGAACCCAGACAUUUUAGCAAGCACUUUGCCACUUCUUUUCACUCUGGAUUUGUUUUUGCAAUGGGGGAAUGCAGGAUACUAUAAGGGGGUUCAACUAAUCUAUAUCUUCCCUCCUAAAGAGAGAUCCGAUGGUGUCAACACAUAUGGGACCCGGAUUUUGAGGUGGGGUGAGAGUAAAUUCCUGGAGUCCCUUGGCAUGUCAUUGGGAUUCACUUCAAUGUGAAAUUACUUAUCCCACAGUUCAGGAAGAAAUGCCACAAAGUAGUAGUUGCUGCAGUUCCGGAUUUCCCUCCAAGAUAAUAUGUGAAAAAGCCUAAUGGAUUUUGCCUGCCUUAGAGUGCUGGGCUAAAAGGGGAAUGUUCACUGAAGCAAUGAAAAUGAUUUAAUUACAGAUUACAGAUUAACAGAGUUGGAAGGGACCUUGUAGGUCAUGUAGUCCAACCCCCCCCAAACAGGAAACCUUUCUGACAAAUUGCAGUCCAUUUUUUUCUGAAAAGUUUCAAGUGAUGAAGCUCCCACAACUUCCAAAGGCAAGCUGUUCCAUUGGUUGAUUAUUCUCACUGUCAGAAAAUUUCUCCUUAUUUCCAGGUUGAAUCUCUCCUUGUUCAGUUUCCAUCCAUUAUUCCUUGUCUAGCUUUCAAGUGCCUUGGAAAAUAGUUUGACCCCUUCCUCUCUGUGACAGCCCCUCAAAUAUUGGAAGACUGCUAUCCUGUCUUCCCUGGUCCUUCUCUUCACUAGACUAGCCAUGCCCAGUUCUUGCAACUGUUCUUCAUAUGUUUUAGUUUCCAGUCCCCUAAUCAUCCUGGUGGUUGUUCUCUGCACUUUUUCUAGAGUCUCAAACAUCUUUUUUAUAGUGUGGUGACCAAAACUGGAUGCAAUACUCAAGGUGUGGUCUUACUAAGGCUUUAUAGAGUGGUAUUAGUACCUCACUUGUUCUUGAUUGUACCCCUCUGUUAAUGCAGUUUAGGAUUGCAUUGGCUUUUUUGGCUGCUGCUGCACACUUCUGGUUCAUAUUUAGCUGGUUGUCCACUAAGACUCCAAGAUCCCUCUCACAUUUACUGCUAUUAAGCUCGGUUUCACCCAGUCUAUAUGUGUUCUUAAAUAUUUAAAACUGUUUCACUCAUGGCCUGCUGGAUGUGGGAUGGAGGCAAGCUAUUGCCAGGACAGAUUGGUUCUGGGAUUAGGCCAUGUGAAGAACUAGCCCUAUGCUUGAGAUGCAUUGGAGGGUAGAAUGGUAAUGCUUGGCAGUUGGUUGCCAAGCAACAUAUUCCUAUGUGAUGGCAACUGGCCUAGUAGAAGGUAUAUUUGAUUGGCUGGCUUGGUCACUAACGGAUGUCCUGAUGAAUCUGUCCCUGAGUGGCAGGUACCAGGUAAAGGCCUCAGUUUCACGACACACACACAAACAUGCAAGUUGGCCAUACGAAAAUAUAAGAAAUGUUUGACCAAUUCUUCCAGACUGCAUUUGUAACAUGUUUGUAUGCAUUAGAUCACAUGCACAGAAAUGUUGGGGUGUCCUCUAAUGUAGUGGUUCAAUAUUUCUAAAUGCUUGAAUAGCUUGAUCUUUUC
Molecule: messenger RNA, 4482 nt
Organism: Ahaetulla prasina
Lineage: Eukaryota; Metazoa; Chordata; Lepidosauria; Squamata; Colubridae
Gene: KLF1
Product: KLF transcription factor 1
Exons: 4
Coding region: 92-1225 (377 amino acids)
Biological process (GO): regulation of transcription by RNA polymerase II
Molecular function (GO): DNA-binding transcription factor activity, RNA polymerase II-specific; RNA polymerase II cis-regulatory region sequence-specific DNA binding
Source: RefSeq, a predicted model, not a curated record